This is a messenger RNA of Sander lucioperca (pikeperch), 4294 nucleotides long. RefSeq names its product nuclear factor 7, brain-like. The transcript has 11 exons. Bases 1631 to 2956 code for a protein of 441 amino acids. Gene Ontology annotation, molecular function: protein binding. Lineage: Eukaryota; Metazoa; Chordata; Actinopteri; Perciformes; Percidae. The record is from RefSeq and is a predicted model, not a curated record.
GCUGUAAUCAAAUCAGUAUAUGUUUAUGUUUAUGAGAAACCUACAUGUGUACAGACAAGGCUAGUAGCAGCAGUGCCGCGUCAUACACGUUGCUGGUGUGCAAAGACAAAGAAAACGCCACGCAGCCGCCACGCAGCUGACACGCAACAGAAACGCCACGCUCACGCCACACAGCCAGUGUGCAGGAGCUUUAAUACUUUCAGUACAUUUUCCUGAUGGUACUUAUACACUUUUACUUGGGUAACAUUUUCAACGCAGAACAUUUACUUGUAACAGAGUAUUUUGAGUAUUAGAUAUAAUAACUGUUCAACCCACCAGCCGGCUCUACUAACAAUGCACCAUCCACAGUCAGUAGGAUGUUAACAGUGCAACAGGGAUGGUUUAUCAGCUCUGUAGCCAUAACUACUUCCUCGUAGAGUUUAAAACGUGUAUACGUUAUGUUUCUUCAGUACAUUUCAUAUGAUCGUUCUAGGCGUUCUCAUCAGACGUUGAUGUCUUUUGACUUUCAGAUGACUAAAGCCGUGGUUUCUGGAAUGCAGCAUACAUCUAGUACCUCUUUACCCGAAAUUAAACUGCUUCCUUAUUCUCCUCCCAGAACUCCUGUAAAACGGUGUUGUUCUGUGUGUCUCUGUGGCCCAGAUGAAUCAUUAACUGCUUUCUGCAGAACGCUAGUAGUUUUAGUUUUAAACUUCUCUGGAAUUUUUAUGAUAACAGAUAUCACCAUCUUGUAAAAAAAACAUAUUUGUGUGAGUGUGAUUGUAGAUUAUAAAUGACUUCUCAGGUUGUUGAACCUCCACAUUCCCAGAAACAAUGCAAGAAAUGACCUGUGUAUCUGCAGCCCUGUGUGUAUGAAGAGAAAUAACUGCGGUUAUGUCUGUAAUAGUUCUCUGUUUUGACACAUUCAUGUUGUGGGAGGCAGUAGACUAAUUUACCGUACGACAUAGUUGUUAAAAUGGGUUGUGACAGUAAUUUAGGUAAUAAAACAAAAUUCCCGUUUUUGUUGCCAAAGUCUGAAGUUCAGACAGGAAUGAAGUCAUCAUGUUAGCAACCGCUUCACAGUAAACAAGGGACACAUCUCAGGCAGAGAGUAAGUCAUUUUGAUCCUCAGAUCACAUUUCAUUGUGUUUGUUUUACAGAAAACUCUUGAUCCAUAAAUUGGGAAUAACGGAUUAGAUUUUGUUCAUUUUUGUGUUGUCAAGUACACAGCACUUCAUCUAAUACGCCUUGGCUAAUGGGUCACAUUGAUCAUAACUGCUUAAUCCAGAAUCCCUUUUUGUAAAACGUGUUGAUGAAUUUGUUAGUUUGAGAAUGAAAGUGUGAUUUUAAAAAGGAGUCUGAUUGGUUUGAUGAUAUUCUACAUCUUAAAGUCCAUACGAGUUGGCAAAGAGCUUCCUAAUAUCUCUUCCUAAUCUCCAGAGGUUUGUACGAGCUCAUUAUUCAGAUUUUAUUUAAAUGCAUGUAAAACUGCGUUGUGUUUAAGACAUUUUUGGUUCCAAAAUUCCUGCUGAUGUUGCUGAUCCCCUGACUCCUACUUCACCUGCAGUAGCUCCAUCAGAAAGUCAAAAUUUGCACCCAUUUUGGUACAGACGUGCAUGUUCCCUUUUAGUGCCAUUAUCAGGUCAACAUUUAAAUGCUGCUGUUAACAUCUUUACCUACUGUGUACCUGGCAGCGGACUCUGGACUGAGGAUGGAAAUGAAUACACCAACUCCUGCAGAGACCCGGGCCGAACCCGCUCUCACCAGGAAGCAGUGUAAAGCCUUAGAGAGAAGCUGUGCUUCCAGCUCGGCACCAUGGAAUAAACCCUCCCUCAGUGAAAUCCCGGAUUUUGAAGAGCCAUCGUACAGCUGUCCGCGUCGGAAAGCUCUCCCUGCAAAAAAGCCUGAUCUAAAGUCAGUGCAGACUCUGUCAGAGUGCCUACAACUUCUUCAUCAACUGUCAGAGGAGGUCAACAACAUCAGCCAGGGGAAGUGUGGCAGUAAGAAGGCUGUAGCAGAGAGGAGCAGCAUGGAGCCAGACAGCCUGGAGAGCAGCAGGAGUCUGAUCCUGCACUGGGCCAAGGAGCUGGACCUAAACAUGGUUAAAAAGAAAACCGAGCCAACAGAUGGAAAGACAAGAAGAAGAGAUGAGCCAGGAAAGAAAGAGAAAACAGAGCUGGAAAAACACAAUGGGAAGCUCCAGCAGUGGGCAGUGGAGCUGAAGAAUCUCAAAGAGGCCAACGGUGUGUCUGACGAGGAACUGAAGAAGCUGCUGUAUCCCCGAGGACUUAAAGAGUCGAGGAUGGCCGCCAUCCUUCCACUGCUGGAGUUUGUGGCUUGGGCCCUGUUAUCAGAGGAUACUGAGGAGGCUGUAUCCAUGCUGUGGCUGCCAACCAAACAAAAGGCCUGGAGGACAGGAACUGGAAGCCCCAGAUACAUACCUAACUCAGUGUGGCAGUGGAUUCGGAGUGCCUCAGUGUCUGUCCGUUUGGACGCCAGCACCUGCCCUUCCUGGCUGGCUGUGUCCCCCGACCGCCUGCAGUUACAGGGGGCAGCGGGGCGCACAGCUGCUCCCUCCAACAACAGCGGACGUUUAGCGGAGUGGCCCUGUGUGCUGGGAGACACCGUCAUCACUACAGGGAGACACUACUGGGAGGUGGAGGUGUCCCCCAGCGGUACCUGGAGAAUAGGUGUGAUGUCAGAGUCUGCCAGGGAACAAAGGUCCCCCAUGUCGCCCGGGAGAGGAUACUGGACACUGUGGAAGGGCUCCAGUUUUUGGGCGUGCACCGAGGAGCCCACUAAGCUGCAGAAGGCGGCUCUGCCCCGACUGAUCGGGGUGUAUGUGGAUGUUGGGGAGGGCCAGGUGUCUUUCUAUGAUGUCGAUCGAAAGGUUCACAUUUAUACUUUCUCUGAUACCUUCAAACACAGUCUAAUUUUUGCCAUUGGCGGCCUACCUGCCACGUUGGCACGUAGCCAAUGAGAAUUGAGUGAUUCAUCAGUUGUUAUUUUGCCACUGUUGUUUUGUCACAUUUCAACCAAGUCUGCCAUUUCCUUGGCCUCCAUUUGAGCUAAAAAAAAUGUGGUGGCACAUUACUGGGGUGAAGAGGCCGGCCGAAACGAGCAAGCAACAAUGAGAUGAGGAUGAAUUAAAGAAAAGUAAAAGAAGAUGAUUUUUAAUGCCGAGUGGACAGUUGGCGACAACAGCAAGCAGCACUUAAAUGUGUUUUCUUAACAAGUUCAAGAACGAUGCUCGUGCGUUUCGUGUAUUUCACCUUUAUGAGGCAAAAGAGAAAUUGCCUUAAAAAGCCUGUGUGGCAGGUGGAUUACAAAUAAAAUCUGGUAUUUAUCUAUGGGGAAAAGCAGACAUUUCCAAAAUGCAGUACCAAUAACUUAAUUCGAGUUAAGUUUAAAUUAGAGUGAAUUUGACUAAUGGCGGACAAGCACUAUUUUCUGAAUGAUCCAGGCAUCUGGAUUUUGAGUUUAGUUUCACGAUGCAGGGAUAUUCCUAGAGCAGAACUCCUAAGAUCACAAUAGAUUAACACAGACUUUUUUAGCAAUUUUUUUUAGGGGUGCCCUAGGGGAGAUGUUAGCCCUAAAAAGGGCUAACAUCUCCCCUGUCUCGCCAUGAGAACACGAGCCUUGGGUGGUUGAAAGUUCAGGAAAAAGUAUGCCAGAUCAUUUUGUUCAUAGUACAAAAUAUUGUACAUGGGGCUGUCCCUCAAUACCUAAACAAUUUUUUGUUUCUGAUUUUGCUCCUCCCAGGUUUAGGAAUAACCUAAGGGAAGGAAACUUUAUACAUGACAGUAAAUCUGUGGAAUAGAUUGCCAGCAAUUCACAGUAUAGGAUAUUAUGUUGGAACAUGUUUUAUUCAUUAAGAAUAUUGAGAACACCGGUGAUGACGGGAUUGCAUUGUGUAUUAUUAUUGUCUUUGAUUAAUGUGUUUAUGGUGUUGUAUUGGCCACGUUAGAUUUGCCGUCUAACCCACUCCUGUACACCGAACAUCACCUGGAACCACAAUGGAAAUAAGUAAUAUCAUAAUUUACAUAUUUUUUUGUGUUAUCCUGAUUUUUCCUGUCAUGUAAGCACUGGCUUACUGGCCCUGUCUGAACAGGUGUAUUUUUUUGGGAAUGAAAUUGUCUUAUAAAAUCAAUCAAUUAAUCACUACUUUACGUUGAUGAGUAGUUUAAAUAUAAUGGAUUUAAAUUCUGAAUAUUUACUUGAAUUACUUUAUUAUUUUUUUGUAAUCUUUUUUCAUUUACUGCACUUUUGAAUGUAUGCACAUGUAUGUUACAUUAAAUAAAAAUGAUAUCAAAAACAA